Molecule: messenger RNA, 2016 nt
Organism: Episyrphus balteatus (marmalade hoverfly)
Lineage: Eukaryota; Metazoa; Arthropoda; Insecta; Diptera; Syrphidae
Gene: atms
Product: RNA polymerase II-associated factor 1 homolog
Exons: 2
Coding region: 174-1934 (586 amino acids)
Biological process (GO): transcription elongation by RNA polymerase II
Cellular component (GO): Cdc73/Paf1 complex
Molecular function (GO): chromatin binding; RNA polymerase II complex binding
Source: RefSeq, a predicted model, not a curated record
UGUCAAACAUAUCAUGGCUUUGAUUUGUGUAAAAUUUAUUUAUCGCAUCCUCCAGUUUUCAAAAUAAAAUAAUUAAUAAUUUUUUUCUAACAAAACAGUAGCUUGAGUUAAUAUUGAAACCCAACAAUAUAUAAACUAAAUCUUUAGCAAUUGAUCAAAACCGCAUUGCAAGGAUGCCGCCCACAAUCAAUGGCAACGGCACCAAUCCUACCACAGAAAAACGACCUCCGCGCCCAACCGAACGAAAAUCCGAAUUAAUUUGCCGCGUCAAAUAUGGCAACAAUCUACCCGAUAUCCCCUUUGACCUUAAGUUCUUAAUGUACCCCUUCGAUGGACAUCGCUUUGUUCAAUACAAUCCCACGUCAUUGGAACGCAGCUACAAAUACGAUGUCCUCACCGAACACGAUCUCGGCGUAACAAUCGAUCUAAUCAAUCGUGAUCUCUAUCAAGCCGAUUCUUAUGCUCAAUUGGAUCCAGCUGAUGAAAAACUCCUCGAAGAAGAUGUCCACACUCCUCACGAUUCAAUGCGUUCGCGCCAACAUUCUCGAAGUGUUUCAUGGUUAAGGAAAUCCGAAUACAUUUCCACCGAACAGACUCGCUUCCAACCGCAAAAUAUCGAAAAGAUCGAAGCCAAAGUCGGUUAUAAUGUCAAAAAGAGUCUUCGUGAAGAAACUCUUUAUUUGGAUCGCGAAGCUCAAAUUAAAGCUAUCGAAAAGACUUUUGAAGAUUCCAAAAUUGAAAUUAGCAAACACUAUAGCAAGGCAAAUGUUGUGCCCACAGAAGUGUUGCCAGUGUUUGCUGAUUUCAAAAACUGGAAGUAUCCAUGCGCUCAGGUCAUUUUUGAUAGUGAUCCGGCUCCGCUGGGCAAGAAUGUGCCAGCUCAGCUGGAAGAAAUGUCUCAGGCAAUGAUUCGUGGUGUGAUGGAUGAAAGUGGCGAACAGUUUGUUGCUUACUUCUUGCCCACGGAUAAGACAUUGGAGAAACGUCGUGAAGACUUUACUAAUAAUUUGAUUUAUAAAGAAGAUGAGGAAUAUGAAUAUAAGAUUGCCAGAGAGUAUAAUUGGAAUGUUAAGAGUAAGGCUUCGAAAGGGUACGAGGAGAAUUACUUCUUUGUUAUGCGAAAUGAUGGAGUUUAUUAUAAUGAACUGGAGACAAGGGUUCGUUUGAGUAAACGUCGUGUCAAAGCUGGACAACAGCCGAAUAAUACUAAGUUGGUUGUUAAACAUCGUCCAUUGGAUGCAAAUGAACAUCGUAUUCAGAGAUAUCGGGAGAAGCAAUUGGAACCAGCUGGAGAUGAUGACGAAGAGGAGGAUGAGGAGAUGGAGGAGGACGAGGAAGAGGUUGAAGUUUCUCAGCCAACUGAAACGCAAGAGGAAUCUGAGGGAAACAAAGCGGCUCAAGAAGAAGCCCAGGUUGAGAAGGAUCGUACAUCGCGGUCGAGAUCGAAGUCACACGCUAAAUCCCGUUCGAGGUCUAAAUCACGUGUUCAGUCACGUUCCAGAUCGAAGUCACAUGCAAAAUCUCGUUCACGAUCGGUAUCUGGAUCGAAGUCGAGAUCGACUUCAAGAAGUCGAUCUAAAUCGUCUUCAAAAUCUCCAUCACGAUCAAGAUCAAGAUCGGGAUCGAGAUCGAAAUCAAGAUCGAAAUCACGUUCUCGAAGCAAGUCGGGAUCAGGUUCGAGAAGUCGUUCUGGAUCUCGUAGCAGUCGUUCGGGAUCGAGAUCGCAAUCGAGGUCUGUAAGUCGAUCUCGUUCACGAAGUGGAUCGAAGUCGCCAUCGAAAUCGAGAUCUAGAUCACGUUCGCAUUCAAAAUCCAAAUCUGGUUCACGAUCACCUUCUGGUUCGAGAUCUGGUUCGGGGUCACGAUCGCCAAGUAGGUCUAGAAGUGGUUCGCCAAGUGGAUCGGGUUCUGGCAGCGGUUCUGACGAAGAAUAAAUAUUUGAAUUAUAUCAUUACUUUAUCCAAUUUAUUGUAAAAUGAAAUGUUUAAAUAAUAAAAAAAAAUAAUGGUUUUUGAA